AUGGAGGAGCGCGGGGACCUCCUGCCAGCGCGCCAACCGACGUCGUCCAUGUGGAGCGUCAGCGCCUACGUGCUUCUGCUCGAGCUCGACGACGCGCUCACGUACUAUGGGAUUAGCCAAGGCUUUAAGAAUUUUAUGCAGGCCAAGCUCGGCUAUUCGCAGGUCGGCGCCAGCUCGCUCCGUAGCACGUGGACGAGCUUCUGCGACAUUGUUCCGCUGACAUCGGCGUACGUGGCCGAUGAGCACCUUGGACGCUUUCGCGCCAUCUUGCUGGCUGGCACUUGGUACGUCGGCGGCAUCUGCUUCUUGGUGGUCGCGUCGCACCCCGUCGUGCUCACCGAGGACAAUGCUGCGGCCAACGCGAUUUCCGCAUUGCGAUCUUCUUUGGCAUCGGUCUUGGCCACAGCGGCUUUGCCUCGAACGUGUUACUUUUACCUGAGCAUGAACGUCGGGUCGACCGUCUCGUUCUUGUACCUCGCCUACCUCUGCGUGCACCCAAUCGUACCACCGGAGGCGGGGUACUUAGCCACCUUUGUCUUGUGCGGCGUCGUGCUUCUUUUGACGCUCUUACACAGUCGCACCGGUACAGGACUCGUCUCGCUCCUCCAAGAUACGAAAUGCAAGUAG
This is a messenger RNA of Saprolegnia parasitica CBS 223.65, 627 nucleotides long. RefSeq lists its product as hypothetical. The coding region runs from base 1 to 627 and encodes 208 amino acids. The transcript is spliced from 2 exons. The record is from RefSeq and is a predicted model, not a curated record. NCBI's taxonomy places the organism in Eukaryota, Oomycota, Saprolegniomycetes, Saprolegniales, Saprolegniaceae.